UACAGAUGCAGUCUUAAACAGCCGCACAAAUGGAUGGAACCGAGACGAACCAGAGAAACUGUGCGAAAACGGAGCAACAGAAGAUGUUAGACGCGGGAGGAAAUCAAAGUGGAUCAAAAGACAGAGUAACUCUUAAAAAAGAAAUUGGUCUCUUGAGUGCCUGCGCUAUCAUUAUAGGCAACAUCAUUGGAUCAGGGAUCUUCAUCUCUCCGAAGGGGGUUCUAGAGCAUGCAGGCAGUGUGGGGUUCUCUCUCAUCGUGUGGGUUCUUGGAGGAGGGAUCUGUGCUCUGGGUUCUCUUUGCUAUGCUGAGCUGGGCGUCACCAUCCCCAAAUCAGGUGGAGAUUACUCUUACGUGACAGAAAUCUUCGGAGGACUGGUUGGGUUCUUGUUGCUGUGGAGUGCAGUGUUGAUUAUGUAUCCAACCACUCUGGCUGUGAUUGCACUCACCUUCUCAAAUUAUGUCCUGCAGCCUGCCUUCCCAAACUGCCUGCCUCCAUACAUCGCCACCCGGAUCCUCUCAACCGCCUGUGUCUUGUUCCUGACGUGGGUGAAUUGCUCCAGUGUGCGCUGGGGGACACGCAUUCAGGAUCUGUUCACUGUGGGGAAGCUGUUGGCCCUGGUCCUUAUCAUAGUUGUGGGAAUGGUGCAGAUUGCCAAAGGACACUAUGAUGCAUUGGAGCCACAGGCAGCUUUUCACUUUAUAAAGGAUCCAUCAGUGGGGCAGAUUGCUCUGGCCUUCCUACAGGCCUCUUUCGCCUACAGCGGAUGGAACUUCCUCAACUAUGUCACUGAAGAGGUGGUUGAGCCACGCAAGAACCUUCCACUUGCAAUCUAUGUCUCCAUCCCCCUGGUAACGCUCGUUUAUACUCUCACCAACAUUGCAUACUUCUCCUCCAUGACCCCUCAUGAGCUGCUGGAGUCUAACGCUGUUGCUGUGACAUUUGGGGAGAAGCUAUUAGGGAUGUUCUCCUGGGUGAUGCCCAUCUCUGUAGCCCUUUCCACCUUUGGAGGGAUUAACGGAUACCUGUUCACCUCCUCCAGGUUAUGUUUCUCAGGAGCCAGAGAGGGUCACCUGCCCUACCUGCUGGCUAUGAUCCACCUUAAGAGCUGCACACCAAUCCCUGCCCUGCUUGUUUGUUGUACUGCAACCAUAGUGAUCCUGUGUAUCGGGGACACACAUAACCUGAUAAACUACGUGUCAUUUAUAAACUACCUCUCAUAUGGAGUCACUAUAGCUGGGUUGCUGUACUACAGAUGGAAAAAACCCAAAAUGUUCAGACCAAUCAAGGUAAAUUUGUUAGUCCCUUGCAGCUACCUGGUGUUCUGGGCAGUGUUACUGGGCUUCAGUCUGUACUCAGAGCCAGUGGUGUGUGGUAUGGGGCUGGUGAUCAUGCUCACUGGAGUCCCCAUCUACUUCAUUGGAGUGCAUUGGAAGAACAAGCCACGCUGGAUUUACAGUGCUUUGGAGAGAGUGACCUAUCUGGGGCAGAAGUUGUGUUACGUGGUGUUUCCUCAGGAUGACCUCUCAGAAAUACAGCUCCUUUCAGAGAAAACAGUCAAAUCUGAGCUGUGAGCCUCACCAGAAACUGCACUCCUGUUUGGAAUAGUUUUCUGUAUGUUUUUGAAUGUUUUCCAUGUUUGAUGCUGUACAUGAGGAGAUGCUCAGUUGAAGGUCCUUAGCCAUUACAGUAGAAGAAACAAGUUCUUCGUUUUAUAGCAAAAUUAUCUCAUUUUUUUAGUUGACCUCCCUUUGCAUAUAUUUGUUCUGGAAUUCCCAUUGUAACUGAAUGCUCCUUCUCUUGUCACAGGUGACUUCCUAUGUCCUCUUAAUGUUGAUAACUGUUUGUGUAUUCCAGGAUCUCUUUCUAUAUUUUCUACUCUUUAGACUUUUUAGUAGUUCAUUGAAUUUCCCUAAUGUGAGGGAAUAAUUACUCCUAAUAAUUACUUACUCCUCGAGCAAAAAAAAAAAAGAAAGAAAAAAAGUGAUAAUAUAUAGCUGCACUCAACACUCUAUGCAAAAAUAUUCUAUGCAUUUUAAUGUAGAAGCUUUUUUUAGCCUAUAUUUACCUCGAAUAGACAUAAAGAAAUUGCACAAUUCACUUUUGCCAUGCUUUCUGAAAAAAGCAUGAAUUCCUUGCCACUGUUAAACAGAGGCUCUGCCCCAGCACUCUUAAGCACUGCCAGAUACUCUUGCUUAUAAUAGAAACCAUAGGAUGGCUCAUGGUUUAUUCUUCUUUUCAAUGGAUAACAUUAUCCACAUAAAAGGUACUUGAAAUUUCAAAAGGCUGUUUUAGACAGACACUUUCAAUAGUUUUACGCUAGGAUAUGUAGUCCUCCACCCACUAAUUCCUUUAGGUAACCAAGACAUUUGUAUCUUUGACUGGGACAUCUUUAUUUUGGAUGGGAAUGAGGAAAAUUUCUGGCAUUUUACUGAGCUAAGCAAGAGCAAUAAAAUAUAUGUCUCUUCAUUUUUAUACUGACAACCAAACAGGUUCUCUGUCCAAACAAGUUUGUGAUAAGUAUCCAAAUUUGUCACGAUUUUUCUGUUUGUGAGAGAACCGUAUAGAAAAGGGUCCGACACGGUUGAGAUUAGAAUCUUUUGUGCUUACAGUAAAUGUCACUUGAGUGCCCUCUUCUGGUCAGAUCUGUUUAAACGUGCUUAUACGCUAUAUACAUUAAGCACCACAGUGCUUUUUCCUGUCCAUGGGUCCAGCUCAGUGUCUCUCAGUGAUAUAUUAGUGUCUAACAUGUCCGUAGUAGUAAGUGUCAAAUGCACAGUACAGUGAAAUCUUAAUGUAAAUAUACAUCAGGGAUUCAUUGUGAGAUCACAUUCCUGAAGUUAGGGAAGUGUAAGGGCAUAUGUAUUAUUAUGUAUAUGACAAUUAUUAUGUAUAAUAAGAAAAUAUAAAAAAUAUGGAACAUUAUGUGUUCAUAAUGUAUGCACUAUAGACAUGUAUGCUGACAUACUUGUGUUUUAUAAAACAAAACAAAAAACACAAAACUUUAAAGGUGUUUAUUAAUAGCAAAAUUAGCACAUUAAAUUUAAUUCUGAAAAGAGUGUCUAUAAUUGUGUUACUUACUGUGUGUGAGUAAAAAUGGCCUUGUCUAUAUAUAAUUAUUUUAUCCAGCAAUCCAUGUUAAUGAAUAAAUAUACUUCAUCCAGACGACAAGUUGUGUAAUGAAGAAAUGUGUGUUUAAUGCUGUUACAAGUACACACAAUGGAUUAUGCAACUCCAUCAAAAACAUAUCAACAUGUAGCAACCUUUCUUGACCAUUACCAUAAAUAUACAACCAGGUUGGAAAGGGGUAUAAAAGAAAGGUAAAGAUGAUCAUAUUUACCAAAUAUGAUAAAGGCAACCAUAGACUGCAUUAAACAAUAAAAAGAGAAGUCUGUUAGGGCUUCAAGCAGCUGGCUGAAUGUCCAUACAUCUCACUUUAUUAUGGCGGUAUUCGUUCAUGUUGUCAUUUUAUUUUAAUUUCUCAAAACAUAAAAGGACAUUGAUUUUAAAAUAUCGAAUGCAGUUUGAGUCUAUCUAGGCCACCAAUACCAGAUCUAGUAUUGUAAAAGUAUAAAAUGCUCAAGUAAAAGCAUCAGAUAAAAUAUUAUAAGUUUUAAAACUACAAUCCUUCAAGAAAAAUCUCAUCACUUGCUGGAUUUCUUAAAAGUGAGACAUUCAACCAGUUUGUGACAUUCCACUGAAACACAUGACUUUUUCAUCAAUUAAAUGCAAGUUUGAUAAGAAACCAUUAUGACUUGAGCAUAGAGGUUUGACCCAAAUAGGAUCAGAUGCAAAUAGGUUGCAAAAUACAAAUGGCAUCAAGUUCUUUAUUCAUGCAGAAAGACUCAGAAACAGCAUAAGGGAGGGGCAUUGCUGAAAGAUUAGAUUGAAUUGAACAAAACUGACACCCAACCCUGCUGAAAAAAAAAAAAAUGCAUAGCUGGU
This is a messenger RNA of Xyrauchen texanus (razorback sucker), 3945 nucleotides long. RefSeq names its product asc-type amino acid transporter 1-like. The coding region runs from base 30 to 1574 and encodes 514 amino acids. Gene Ontology annotation, cellular component: membrane. The transcript is spliced from 11 exons. Gene Ontology annotation, molecular function: L-amino acid transmembrane transporter activity; neutral L-amino acid transmembrane transporter activity. Gene Ontology annotation, biological process: amino acid transmembrane transport; D-serine transmembrane transport; D-alanine transmembrane transport. NCBI's taxonomy places the organism in Eukaryota, Metazoa, Chordata, Actinopteri, Cypriniformes, Catostomidae. The record is from RefSeq and is a predicted model, not a curated record.